This is a messenger RNA of Pseudomassariella vexata, 1779 nucleotides long. RefSeq lists its product as uncharacterized. The transcript has 5 exons. NCBI's taxonomy places the organism in Eukaryota, Fungi, Ascomycota, Sordariomycetes, Amphisphaeriales, Pseudomassariaceae. The record is from RefSeq and is a predicted model, not a curated record. The coding region runs from base 1 to 1779 and encodes 592 amino acids.
AUGGGGUCCUACGUUUCGGUUCCCGACUGUCAGAGUCAUUACAACAUAACCCUCGACUGUAAUGUCGUGUUCACUGACAACACCAACACAUCCUUUCUUAGUUUAGGAGGCGUCACAAAAGGGAACUUCGAGUCAGACCCAGAUAUAGGAGGCGUGGGAAUACUCGGCGUCUUUAUAGCCGUCACGUCCUUUGCACUGGCCAUCAGCGUUCUCGAUGUGUUGUGGCAGAUUCGCAAAAUUCGUAUAUGGAACAAGGGUCGGCGCGCGUCGACCCAGACGGUAAAGCGUCCAACGAAUAUAAGUUGGUCCGAUGUGAUGGAGACGCUGGUGCAAGCUUGCAGCGACCAGCAGAUCUUCACAGCUGCCGCUUAUGCGCUGACCUUGCGUUACUGGCGGGGUUGCACCAUUUCCGCCUACCACUAUAACAUCGUCGCCAACCUAUUGUUACUCACAUGCGCCACUCAUCUUAUGAGCGUUACGAUUAUUCGAGAUUAUUGGAAACACCCCCUGCUGGCCUUUGUUAGGGUAAUAUGCGUCUCCGGCGUCUUCGUCGUAACGGGUGUGCUUAUGUCGAACCAAAACGCACAGUCAAAGCUGACGUUUCCCACGGCAUUGCCUCCCACCAACGAGACAAGCAGCCUCAUGUUCCUGCCGGCGGCAUGCUUCCAGAACUCAAGCUCUCACUUGAUGGACAUCUUUGCCGACUCAACCAGCAGCCCCAACCACUUCUUCGUCGACGCCAUCGGCCAGGAAACGCCCAAGAACAAGAUCCAGGGGUGGCGUUGGUACCUCAUAAUAUUAUUUUUCUAUGGAGCCGCUAUCAUUGCGGAGGCCAUCCGGUACUUGCGACGCGGCGGGAAGAGAGGGGGCUGGAGGAAACGGCUCGCUGAUCGUUUCAGGCCGCAUCUCGGUUCAGGUACUCUGCUCCGCAAAAUUUGCAAGUAUUUCUUUCUAUGGUACUUGAUUGCCGGGGUUGGCAUUAGUUGCGUGACCGUGGUAUUCACGGGCAAGUAUAUAUUCGAUCUGAGGAAAUGGGUCGACCACUCGGGCUGGAUCUUGUCAGAUAACAACCAGAAUCCCGAGAAUGACGCUACUUCAUUCGGGCAGCUGGUGCCCAUUUUCCUCAGUGCCUUGAUCGGGUUCAGUUUCCUCCAGAUACUCAGCGAGAAAGUCACCGACCACGGAACCCGCAAACACGCAGAAGACGACGAUGACAACAAGGCACCACAGAUUGGAACGAUUCAGUUCCUCGAUCCUUCAAGCUAUGAUUUCGGAAAGAUGGAAACAGCCUACUAUGGAGCGGCAGGACAUCAGAUCGCCACCCCUGGGACUAUGGAUCUGGAGUCUGCAGCACCUUGGCCAAACAACAAACACACCCAGGUGAAUAUAGCUUCAUGCUCGGACCCCAGUGUUGCUACAAACCACAGCGCUCCUGGCACUGGCGCCCAGAUCAACUCGCCAUUGCUAGGACACGAUACCGUCGUCUCGCCAGUGACAGCCCACCCCAACGGUACAACUGGGAUAGGCAUUGCUCAUAGUACCCCAGGAGCCAAUGGCUCGCCAAAACCAGGCUUGGCGUCAAGCACUCCAACACCAAACGCGUCUCCGACCCCAGACGCGAGUCCCAGGAUACCGAGAAUGGUCAGUAAUGAUUCUGCUCCUUUCGUGCGGCAGCAUGAGAGUGCCCAGUUUCGGCCGCAGAGUCUGCAGCACACAUCUUCGUCUUUCCCCGGGAUCCCGCAACGGUCGGCUCCAGCGAGUCGUCUUUCGGCUGGUUAG